Caenorhabditis briggsae is the source of this 732-nucleotide messenger RNA. The transcript has 7 exons. NCBI's taxonomy places the organism in Eukaryota, Metazoa, Nematoda, Chromadorea, Rhabditida, Rhabditidae. The record is from RefSeq and is a predicted model, not a curated record. The coding region runs from base 1 to 732 and encodes 243 amino acids.
AUGCCCAAAAACCGGGUUCAUCCAUCUUAUGGGGUCCAGAAAACAGCUGAAAAUGGGGGAAAUCACCAAAAACGAAUGUUUCUGAAACUUCUCAAACAUCCCUGGAAACCAGCCCCGUCGAAUGCCCAAAAGUGGAUGGCUUCUGAAAAGCCAUUUGAGCUAGGCUAUCAAGGAAUUCCAGAAUCCGGCAGACUGUACCGCCCGGCAACUCAUCCAGAUUUGAAUUUCAAAAAUUCGUCGCUUUUAGAAAAAUUGGGAUAUGAAGGAAUUCCAGAGUCCGGGCAAACGUAUCAUCCGGCAGUGCACUCUAAUUUAAAUAGCAUUCAAGUGGUUUCGGACUUCAAAAAUGCUGGAAACCAAAAAAUGGACCUAAAUUUGCUAAACCCAAACGAGCCACCAACUUGGAGAACAUUCCCAACACCACCGAUCGAAUACAUCCCUCGCCCAAUUGAACCUCGACAUCUUCGGCAAUACCAAAGAGAUGCCAAAAAACUAGAUGAAAAAAAAAAUGCCAACGGAAGACUUCAGAAGUCGUCGAUUUUAAGAAGGCCAGAACCAACUUCCACAGAAAUCAUUCCAGAAAAGCCACCAGCUCCUUCCCGGAUAUCAAUUAUCUGCGAGAAAGCUUCAAAUUUUUUGUUAUCCAAAAAUUUCCUAAUCAUCUUUGGACUUUUAGUGAUCUUCCUGACUAUCUAUGCUUUAAUUGCUAUAUGGCGUAUUAGAAAACACUAG